GCCUGCAAAAAUGUCUUUAUCCUUUUCCAAAGGCAUGUGGACUUGUGACCCUGCGGUGCGGAGGAGCCCUCACCCCCAAGGAAGGAACUAGAUCUGAUCUUUCCACCCCCUCUGCUUUUUUUGCUCUCUGCAUCAUGGAAGAGUGCAAUCAUCAAUCAAAGCAUAACUACCAACAUCGACAACUACCUUUGUCCUACCACCAUCCCCUCUAAUCGCCCCUUCUCUUGCUUCGGGAAAGCUGGUUCUGUACUCCAUACCUAUUAGCUUCACACUGUUCUGUACCCUUCCCAUGAUUUCCUCUCCUUCCAGGAUAAUCCACAGCUGCACUGCAGAUGAUCUCGGAUAUGGGCAUCAAAGCGUUCAUGAUCUCCUUCAUCACCACCUCAUUCCUCCUCUCUCUCCUGCUUCUCCCAGCGUUCCUCGGCAAAUCCAUCUCUCCCUUCCACCUAUCCGACCACCUGCGGCGGCCUCCCCAGCCGAAACCGUAUCCCGUCACCUUCGCCUACCUCAUCUCCGCCUCUACCGGUGACGUCGACCGGCUAAAGCGCCUCCUCACCGCGAUCUACCACCCCGGCAACUGCUACCUUCUCCACCUCGACCUCGAGGCCUCGCCAUCAGAGCACGCCCGGCUGUCCGACUUCGUCUCCAAGCACAAGACCUUCGCGCGAUUCCGCAAUGUCUGGCUCGUCGGCAAGUCGAACUUGGUCACCUACAGAGGACCCACGAUGCUGUCCACCACCCUCCACGCCAUGGCCGUCCUGCUCAGGAUCCGCCAGUGGGAUUGGUUCAUCAAUCUCAGUGCCUCCGACUACCCAUUGAUCACGCAAGAUGAUCUAAUCGUGGCCUUCUCUACCUUGCCUAGAGAUCUCAACUUCGUACAGUACACCAGCCACUUGGGUUGGAAGAUAAAGAAGAGGGCGAAGCCUAUAAUCAUAGACCCUGCGCUUUACAGCCGCAACAAGUCAGAGGUGAUCUGGUCUGCGAACGAGAGGGGCCUUCCCACUGCUUUCAAGCUUUACACAGGCUCAGCUUGGACUAUACUCUCCAGAUCUUUUGCAGAGUACUGUAUUCUUGGCUGGGACAACCUACCAAGAACCCUCCUCCUCUACUACACCAACUUCAUCUCCUCACCGGAGGGCUAUUUCCAGACCGUGAUAUGCAACUCCAAGGAUCACCAGAACACCACGGUGAACCAUGAUCUCCACUACAUCACGUGGGACAAUCCACCCAAGCAACAUCCCUUGACUCUAGGACUCAAGGACUACAGAAGAAUGAUCCUGAGCAGUGUCCCCUUUGCGAGGAAGUUCAAGAAGAACGAUCCGGUCCUCGACAAGAUCGAUCGAGAGCUACUCCGACGCCGGAACGGGCAGUUUGCUCAUGGCGGCUGGUGCUGGAAUGGCAAGAGAGGUGGUUCCUCGGGAGGCAAUGCGAGAGGAAACUUGGGUGUUCUCAGGCCUGGGGCAGGCUCAAGGAGACUAAGAGCUCUGCUAACAAAGAUGCUCUCCCCAAGAAACUUCAGGAGAAGGCAGUGCAGGUGAGCUGCUCAGAUGAAAUCUACAUUUUUUUUGAGGUUGAGGAGAUUUUGAGAGGAAUAAAGUUGAAAGGUUCCCAUGGGAUGGAACAGCAUCAUCAACAAUGUAAUUCUUACGACCUACUUGGAUGUACAGAGGAUCCAAGUUAACACAAAAAUUGGUUUGCAUAGAAUGGUAGCAACACCCAAAAAAAUGAUGGCACCAUGUCAAUUCUAAUUC
Musa acuminata AAA Group (dessert banana) is the source of this 1751-nucleotide messenger RNA. RefSeq names its product beta-glucuronosyltransferase GlcAT14B-like. Gene Ontology annotation, cellular component: membrane. Bases 333 to 1538 code for a protein of 401 amino acids. The transcript has 5 exons. NCBI's taxonomy places the organism in Eukaryota, Viridiplantae, Streptophyta, Magnoliopsida, Zingiberales, Musaceae. The record is from RefSeq and is a predicted model, not a curated record. Gene Ontology annotation, molecular function: glucuronosyltransferase activity.